AGGUCCCCUUUGUAUGAGGUAUCAUGGACAAAGUGGUCAUCAGCUUCCUGCUUCUGGGAACCGCAGUUACAAUGGUCCAUGCAUGUCCCAAAUACUGUGCCUGUCAAAACCUCUCAGAGUCCCUCGGGACUCUGUGCCCCUCGAAAGGUCUGCUGUUUGUUCCGCCGGACAUCGAUCGGCGAACUGUGGAGCUCCGGCUGGGUGGCAACUUUAUCCUCAAGAUCACCACUCAAGACUUUGCCAACAUGACUGGUCUGGUGGAUCUCACUUUGUCACGCAACACUAUCAGUACCAUCCAGCCUUUCUCUUUCAUUGACCUAGAGACCCUAAGAUCCCUGCACCUGGACACUAAUCGGUUGACGGAAAUUGGACCGGAUGACCUCAGAGGACUGAUUAACCUGCAGCACCUGAUCCUCAACAACAAUCAGCUAAGUCGAAUCUCAAAAGAAGCCUUUGAUGAUUUGUUACUGACGCUGGAGGACCUGGAUUUGUCGUAUAACAACUUGCGCAGUGUGCCUUGGGAGGCCAUCCGCAAGAUGGUGGACCUUCACCAAAUGAGUCUGGACCACAACCUCAUCUCCUUUAUCGCUGAAGGGACGUUUACUGAUCUUGAAAAACUGGCUCGUUUGGACUUGACCUCGAACCGCCUCCAGAAACUCCCUCCGGACCCUAUCUUUGCACGCUCCCAGAGCAGCAUGCUGAUGAGCACCCCUUACGCACCUCCACUCUCUCUCAGCUUUGGCGGGAACCCGUUGCACUGCAACUGCGAGGUGCUUUGGCUGCGGAGACUUGAUCGCGAUGAUGACAUGGAAACCUGUGCUUCUCCCACCAGUCUAAAGGGGCGCUACUUUUGGUCGGUUCGUGAGGAGGAGUUUGUCUGCGAGCCACCUUUGAUCACUCAGCAUACACACAAGUUACUGGUGCUGGAGGGUCAAACGGCUAGCUUGCGCUGUAAGGCUGUUGGAGAUCCAAUGCCAACUGUGCAUUGGGUUGCUCCUGACGACCGUCUGAUCAGCAAUUCCUCCCGAGCUACUGUUUAUGAAAAUGGCACCUUAGACAUAGCAAUCACCACAUCCAAGGACUAUGGUAUCUUUACUUGCAUAGCAGCUAAUGCUGCAGGGGAGUCUACCGCCUCCAUUGAGCUAUCAAUCAUUCAACUGCCCCACCUGACCAAUAGCACAAACCGUACCACACAAUCCAAGUCGGGACUUUCGGAUAUUACAAGCUCUACUAAGAUCAGUAAAGGGGAGCCUAAACCUCCUCCGGAGAAAGUGGUGUCGGUGUCAGAAGUGACUGCCGUCUCUGCUCUGGUCAAGUGGACUAUUAGCAAAUCAACUCCAAAGGUCAAAAUGUAUCAGCUUCAGUACAACUGUUCUGACGAUGAAGUCCUCAUUUACAGGAUGAUUUCCAUGACUAACAAGGCCUUUGUAAUCACAAAUCUAGUCCCAGGGAUGCAGUAUGACUUGUGUGUCUUGGCCAUCUGGGAUGACACUGCCACCACGCUCACUGCCACCAACAUUGUCGGUUGCGUCCAGUUUAUCACCCGAGAGGACUACCCACAGUGCCAGUCUCUUCACAGUGGCUUCAUGGGGGGUACUAUGAUCCUGGUCAUAGGGGGCAUUAUUGUGGCUACGCUGCUGGUGUUCAUUAUCAUCCUCAUGGUCCGCUACAAGGUGACCAGCGGAAUCCAAACCAGUAAACUGCCAACCGUGAGUAACACAUACUCACAAACCAACGGAGGAGUCAACAGGUUCAAUGGCGCCCCGCCGCAAGUCAAGUCCACGGUAGUGGUCAUGCGUGAGGAAAUGGUAGAGUUCAAGUGUGGAUCCCUCCAGAGUAGCCUCUCGUCGUCAUCUUCCUCGUCUAACUCGUUAGAUAGCCAAACAGGAAGAGCGAUCGGUGGCCGCUACAGCGUUCAGGGCAGCGAAUGCAGCACCCUGCCCAGCAACAAGUUCCGGAGGCAUGGGCACAGUGCCAAAGCGCGGCAAAACCUGGAUCACCUUUUGGGGGCCUUCACCUCUCUGGAGCUGCGAGGGGCGGCGAAGGACCAGGGAGUUUCCGGGCCCUCGACCGCUCCCAAUGCCAUGACGACGGUGGCCGUGGUGCCGCCAUCCGACAAAGAACCCCUGCUUGGGAGGGCAGAGUCCACCACCAUGCUGGGGCGUCUUCUAGGGUUUCCCCAAGAGGGAAAGCCCAAGAGGAGCCACUCAUUCGAUAUGGGUCACGUCGGGGCGGCGCAAUGCCGCAGCAGCCAGCCGCGGCGGAUUAGCAACAUCUGGACUAAGCGCAGUCUGUCUGUAAAUGGCAUGCUGCUGCAGUUUGAUGACAGUGAGGACGAGAAACCCUCCUUUGAAAGCUCCGAAUGGGUGAUGGAGAGCACAGUUUGAGGACGUCCGCGAGGUCCGUGGCCAAACAUUAAAUCUAUAUUAUAGACAACAACAAAAAAAAUCAUGACCAUGGAGACUUGGAUUCCUAAGGGGAGCUGUCUUUGAGUACUGCAUGAAGUUCAACCAUGUGAAUACUGUUGAAAUAAUGUAAGAAAAGACAUUGAAAUCUAUAGAUGACUGGCUGUGAUCAGAACUCUCUCGAAAUGUUAACUCUGUUUGAAAGAUGUUCCAUUUUCAAAUAAAUGGAGAAACGACCCAUAUGGAAUAGUUCCCAAUCCACGGUCAGAACAGAAGAUAAGAAAUUGAAAGUGGAUUUACUGCGUCUUUAUAAAAGGAACUGAAUACUAAGAGGAUUUACUGCUACUUUUGUGAACUGGAUCAUAAUGUUGCAGACCUUUGGUGUGAUAUGAGACCAGAGAGACCAGUGGAUCUAUUACAGUAGAAGAUUAAACAACAUUUUUAUUUUCAUCUUUGUUUUUUUAUCAUUUUUACUAUUUAUUAUUUGAGGUUCUUCAUCAAAAUACGGAAGCACAGCUCUGCAGUGAGAUGAUAGUUGUUCAGGAUCAGAAACACACUAACAGAGAAGCUGCCGUCUCGCACAGCCAUUUUCUACACUUACAGGCAAAUUGACGUCUUAUGCCCAAGAAGAUUCAUGCCCUAGAUAUUAGUAACACUUAACCACAGAACGCCAGUCUUGUAUUUCUACCUCAGGUUAUGUAUGAAAUGAGGUUGUUUAUAGGUGACAGCAAAUGAAAAUGCAACGAAUCCCCCAAAAAAGAUCAGAAAAAGUUCCAAACUUAAUCUUCUUUGUUGCUCUUAGAGAACAAAUUCGUCUCCAAGCAGCAAGAUUAACUUGUCACCCAGCCCAGCUUGAAAUCCUGUUUUUUUUUAGUUGGUUGAUUAUUUCCCAAGUGAUUGGCCAUGGUGUCAGGAGCCCCUGUAGGCUAAAAGGUCACCGGUGCAGACAGUGUUUGCCUCAGGGCGCUGUUUUAGAUGGUAUCGGUGUGUAUUACAGUAACCAGACACGAACGGUGUUUGAAAUCCAUCAAGUCCACUUAAUCAUUUGCCCCAAGCAGCCAACAACACGAUGUAUCACUGGGCCGUGAUUCUCUAAAGGCAACACAAACAAGAGAGCGAGAUAAUUACUCAUUUAGCAGGUUAAAUUGAGGAAUUUGUCAUUUAUUAGCUGGAUAAAGGUCACUGUGUUGCUUUAGAGAUGGUUUUGCACAUUGGAGAAAAGGAAGAAGAAUAACUCCUGAUGAGCCAAUCUUCAGAAAAGUCUGGAAAUCUCUUUUCACCAGAUUGCAUGAUACAGAACCUCUUUUUGGUUGAUGUAUAAUUUGACUUGUUUCACCACAGGAACAAUUCAUCUGUCAUUCUAUUUCAUACAGAGCUGUACAUUGCAGUAAGAUACUUUGAAUUAGUCACUGUUCAUAUCACUGCCUACAAUCAACCGCAUUUUAAUGCCUUUCUUGAUAUUCUAUGGAACGCUGCCACAAAAACAUUGGAUAGUCAUCUUUUUUUUACAAUUAUUGUUUAAUUCUACAGUAGGUGUACUGUUCUAUAUAUUGGCAUAUUUUUUGUACAAUAACUGGAUGAGAAUGUAAAGGGGAGGGGGGGAAUUGUGCAGUAGUAUUUUUAUUUUCAUGUGAAGAAAACAGUGAGAAGGUGCUUUACUGUGGUGUACCAACAUGUUGGUUGCUAGUUGGCGCACUGAAAUGGGAUUUUACACUGUCGUGCAGGGGGAGAGAGAAGUACCCACAGUUGUUAAAGGGUGGAGUCACUCACAUGACAAUAAUACAGAUUUUCUCAUGAACCUCUGGUGGUGCGGUUUCUCUUUUCCAGUGAUAGGCCUGACAAGACAAAAAGACGUUAGAACAAUGAGUUCUUACCCUCUAAAAUAAAGAAUUUUAAUUAUAUUUACAGUGCAUGUAAAAGUUUCCUUUUUUAGGGGACAUUUUUAUCAUUUGAUUGCAGCUUGAUUUUAGAAACUGUACAUUUCCAAUGUGAUUUAUCACAACAUGAGAUUUUUUUUUUCCCUGGAUUGUCUUAAAAGAACUUAAUUUGCUUCAGUGUCACCACAUACAUUUGUCUAUUCAGUUUACCUAUCACUACAACACUGCUUUAUUAAUUUUUUAAUAAAUUAAGGAAGUGACACGAAAUGCAUACAUUUAAAAACCCAGAUGAAUAAAAUACAACCCUCCUGUAUUUCCAAAUUCCACCAGAAGUGCAUGGGCAAUUGUUUUUUUGCCAUUUGUUUGUGGCGACUAAGUCUCUCUACUUGUGACACGAUGUAGCAUCCCCCUCCACUCUGCUAACUAACACUAUAAAUUUAAGUGUGUACUCAACUCGACAUAGACAUGAUUCUCACAUGAGGUUCUAGGACAAAAACAAGACAAAAACAAUUGUUUCUGUGUGAAAACAUUUUGCUACAGAAGAAAAUAUAAAAUAUUGAUUCAUUCCUACGAACCAAAUCGCCUCCUCUGUGUUUUCUCUUAUUGCACAUCAAGUCAC
Molecule: messenger RNA, 4901 nt
Organism: Menidia menidia (Atlantic silverside)
Lineage: Eukaryota; Metazoa; Chordata; Actinopteri; Atheriniformes; Atherinopsidae
Source: the annotation of a GenBank genome assembly